This is a messenger RNA of Scleropages formosus (Asian bonytongue), 1532 nucleotides long. Its product is annotated as pre-B-cell leukemia transcription factor 2-like. Gene Ontology annotation, biological process: regulation of DNA-templated transcription. Gene Ontology annotation, molecular function: DNA-binding transcription factor activity, RNA polymerase II-specific; DNA binding. The coding region runs from base 143 to 1393 and encodes 416 amino acids. Lineage: Eukaryota; Metazoa; Chordata; Actinopteri; Osteoglossiformes; Osteoglossidae. The record is from RefSeq and is a predicted model, not a curated record. The transcript has 9 exons. Gene Ontology annotation, cellular component: nucleus.
AACGAGUUAAUUUGGCCCUAACACCGCACUCCCAUGCCGUCGUUUCUCGGCGAAGCGCUAGGGGACCCUGCUGUGUGUAACUUUUCAACGGGAGCCUGCGUGUGGAAACACACUGCCACACUGAGUGAAGCCACGGCGCACAAUGCUGCAGCAGCAACCGCUGACGGGGAACGGGCCUGCGGGCCGCGGCCUCUCUUUGAACGCUCACCCCGGACUGCAGCCGCUCAACUCGGUCCACCCGUCCUCGCAACACCGCUCCGACGGAGAGCCGGGCCUGGACGGCUCCGAAAACGGACUUGAGAAUCGCAGAGACAUUGGGGAUAUUUUGCAGCAAAUAAUGACCAUCACCGACCAGAGUCUGGAUGAAGCCCAAGCAAAAAAACACGCCUUGAAUUGUCACCGAAUGAAACCGGCUUUGUUCAGCGUGUUGUGUGAGAUCAAAGAGAAAACCGGCCUGUCCAUGCGCAGCACUCAGGAGGAGGAACCGCAGGACCCACAGCUCGUACGGCUGGACAACAUGCUGCUGGCGGAAGGUGUCGCAGGACCGGAGAAAGGAGGCGGAGCAGCGGCUGCAGUGUCUGCAGCCACCAGUUCAGGCGGGAUGUCACCCGACAGCUCCCUGGAGCACUCUGACUACAAGAGCAAGCUGAGCCAGAUCCGCACUAUCUACCACACUGAGCUUGAGAAGUAUGAGCAGGCAUGCAGUGAGUUCACAACCCAUGUGAUGAACCUGCUGAGAGAGCAGUCUCGUACACGGCCUGUUUCCCCUCGAGAGAUAGAACGCAUGGUGGCCAUAAUUCAUCGCAAGUUUAGUUCCAUCCAGACACAGCUCAAACAGAGCACUUGUGAGGCUGUCAUGAUCCUCCGUUCUCGCUUCUUAGAUGCCAGGCGCAAGCGGCGUAACUUCAGCAAGCAGGCAACAGAGAUCCUAAAUGAGUAUUUUUACUCCCACCUAUCAAACCCAUACCCAAGUGAAGAAGCCAAGGAAGAACUUGCCAAACAGUGUGGAAUCACUGUCUCUCAGGUGUCCAACUGGUUUGGUAACAAGCGUAUCCGCUACAAGAAGAACAUUGGCAAGUUUCAGGAGGAGGCCAAUCUCUAUGCCAUGAAGACAGCCAUAGGAGCCACGCAGAGUGAGGAGUCUCCACACACUCCAAACUCCACCGGCUCAGGCUCAUUCUCUCUCUCUGGGUCAGCUGAUCUCUUUUUGGGAGUUCCUCCUAUGAAUGGAGAACAGACAGCCUACCACAUGGGAGCUCAGGACUCCCAGUCCCGUUUUUCGGAGAGACUCUACAGCCCCAGAGAGAACCGGACUAAUGGAAGCUGGCAGGAACCAGGCUCUCCCCCUUCGGUAACAUCUCCUGGGAGUGACCACUCGGAGAACUCCAACUGACGCCCCAUGCCCUUUGCAUCGAGGUUUCUCUGGGUAGAGGGAAGGGGUGUGUCUGUGCUGGUGACUGACAGAGGAGACUGAUUGAUGUCCCACUCCGGCUGGCAUUUUGUUUUUUUUUUUUUUUUUUUUUUUUCCUUUU